AAAGAUGAAAAAGAAAUAGUCAACGGAAUUUUAGUUCUGAUAGAAUUUCGUCGAGAAAAGUUUAGCUCGGUCGCCAAUUCGUGUUCUAACUGUAUAAAGUAAUUUUUAACUAAUUUUUAUUAAAAAAUGUCUAGAGUUAGGAAGUGUCGCGUUCGCGAGUGUGAGACAGAAUCUUCCGGAAGAUUCUUCUCAUUCCCUAAAGGAGAGGAGGAGUUGCUGAAGUGGGUGGAAAAUUUACGGAUCCCACCAACGCAGGAUUUACCCACCCACAAUGCAUUUGUUUGCAUUAAGCACUUCGAACAAAGUGCUGUGGGUGUGAAAAAGUUGAAGGCACAUGCUGUGCCCACCCUAAACCUUGGAUAUGACGAACCCCCUAAGCAUUUGUGGACGGCUCCAUUGCCGAUUCGAAGAUGCUGCAUUACUAAUUGCGUUAACAAGCAGAAAACGCUGUACAAAUUUCCGAAAGAAAAAGAUGUUCGGGAAAGUUGGGCAAAGGCUUGCAACUUAGUUGUGUCACCUUCCGAUAGUCUUUUUAUUUGUCGAAGCCAUUUCGAUUCGCAGUACGUUACCAAGUUUAAACUAUUGCCUGGGGCUUUUCCCUGUUUCAGAUUAGGUUCAGCACUAAGUCGUAGCUCAUCUAGUGCUGACUCUAGUUGGGUGUGCCCGCCCGUUUCUAAUACUUAUGGUCGUCAUGAGGUAGCUGUAGGAAGUAAAGAAGAGAAGGACGACAUAACUUUGAGGGAAUUCGAAGAAUAUUCAAUUUUAGAAGAAAGGAGAUUAGGAUUAGAACCCCAAAAUAACGACGUAGGCUAUGCAUUAGAUAGUCGUGAACGAUUUGCUCGAUCGGCACGUUACUAUCAAAGUAAUGCGCUUAAAUUGAAUAAUAAGAUCAAAGAGUUAGAGGAUAUAAUUAAAGACUUCGAAAAAAGGUGAAAAAUUCUCAAGCGUUUUUGAGAAGCGAUAAUAAAAACUUGGGAAUGCGCGAAUAAAAUAAAGCCUAAUUGCCUGUCACGAAAAUUGCGAUAAAAAAUUAAGACGCGUCCGGUCGUUUUCAAGUUCUUUAAUACAAUAAUUCAUUUGUUCCGUUCUUGGAAUUGCUUAGCCUAAAUCUUAAAACUAACGGCUUAAGCUAGUGGUAAUGUAAAUACAAGGGGUAAGUAAUUAUCUUUCGUUAAAUAUUGUAGUAGAUGAAUUAAGGUAAGUAAUAAAUGAAGGUAAUAUAAAUGUAUCAUUAAGGUAAGUAUGCUAUUUUGUACAAUUCAAUAUUUAUAAUUUAAAUUUCAUUUUUCAUUAUAAUAAUUUAAUAUUUCAUUUUCUUAUGUUUAGUUUUAGAGUUGUAAAGAUGUCGCUUGGCGCAACACCGGCCGCCUUGACAGGAUCAGGAUCCUUCAAUAUCCAUGGGCAAUAAUGCGAGUUUGUGUAUGGGGCGCUUAAUUGUGCCCGCCUUCGUUGUUACGUCUGCGACUCGCACCUUGCCGUCUUGCCCUUCGACGGUUGCGACGACUCGUCCUGUUACCCACUGCUGCGGUGGUGUGUUGUCUUCGUGUACGAGGACGAGGUCGCCGGGCUGCAGAUUCCGUUUCGGGUGUAACCAUUUGGUGCGCUCCUGAAGACCCGUCAGGUAUGUUUUGGACCACUGUCGCCAAAACUGUUGCUUGAGACAGCAAACAAGUUGCCAUCUCUCGCAACAAUGAAUUGGGUCCAUUGCUACCUGUGCUGGUGGGAGUGAUCGCAGGGAGCACCCUAUUAACAGAUGCGCUGGAGUUAACGCUUCGCCGUCGUUGGGGUCCUGGUUCAGAGGUGUUAGGGGCCGAGAAUUGAGGAUUGCUUCCACUUCGGCCAACAGUGUUGAUAGUUCCUCUACUGUGAGGAGCACGUUGCCGAUUGCGCGAACGAUGAGAUGUUUGGCGGACUUCACCGCGGCCUCCCAUAAUCCGCCGAAGUGCGGCGCCCGCGGUGGUAUAAAGGUGAAGCUGAACCCUUCUUCUGCGGCGAAUACCUUCAGUUCCGUUGCUUGGGCCAGAAACGCCUCUUUCAGCUCGCGCAGCUUGCGAUCGGCGCCGACGAAGUUGGUUGCGUUGUCGCUGAACAUCUUCUGGGGCAUUCCUCGGCGACCAAUGAACCUUUUUAGGGCGAAAAUAAAUGAAUUAGUUGACAAGUCUGAAACUAGUUCUAAGUGAACUGCUUUGGAAGUAAAGCAAACGAAAACUGCAAUAUACGUUUUUACGGGUGGUCGACCACGUAUUUUUAACGUUGUAUAUAUGGGACCACAAAAGUCUACGCCACAUAUCAGAAAGGGCCGUAGUGCUCGAAGUCUUUCGACUGGCAAAUUUCCCAUUAUUUGGUUUUGCAACUUCGGCUUGUAAUGAAAACAAUGUAUACAGUUUCUUACGGUUCUACUGCAAGCUUCUCGGGCAUUAAUUAGCCAUAUGCGUUCUCGAAGAAGCGCAACCAACGCUUUUGCCCCAGCGUGGUGGUUUCGAAUGUGCAGGAACCGUAAGUACGUUAUAACGAAGUGCGAACUUUUAUUUAAUAAAAGCGGAAAUUUGGCAUCGUAUGGGAGAGGUGCAUUUAAUAAGCGACCUCCUACUCGGAUUAAUUUGAAUGACAGCGACAUAUCCGAGUACUCAUGCAAAAACGGGUUGAGUUUUUGCAAGUUUGCGGGUAGGGUGGUGCCU
Molecule: messenger RNA, 2678 nt
Organism: Bactrocera dorsalis (oriental fruit fly)
Lineage: Eukaryota; Metazoa; Arthropoda; Insecta; Diptera; Tephritidae
Exons: 2
Coding region: 127-933 (268 amino acids)
Molecular function (GO): sequence-specific DNA binding
Source: RefSeq, a predicted model, not a curated record